Molecule: messenger RNA, 4788 nt
Organism: Hippoglossus stenolepis (Pacific halibut)
Lineage: Eukaryota; Metazoa; Chordata; Actinopteri; Pleuronectiformes; Pleuronectidae
Product: protein 4.1
Exons: 24
Coding region: 247-4233 (1328 amino acids)
Biological process (GO): cortical actin cytoskeleton organization
Cellular component (GO): cytoskeleton; plasma membrane
Molecular function (GO): structural molecule activity; actin binding
Source: RefSeq, a predicted model, not a curated record
UUUUCGCCGGCUCUACACACCGACACACUCCCUUCCCCUUAAACCCGGAGAAUAAACACGGAGCGGCGGCAGGAGCAGGACUAACCUCCCCCUCUCGGUGCGCACCAUCCAUGGUCCUCUCCUGGAAGCCUGUCUGACAGGAGGGUUGGCGUUACUUUGCUGAAGCGACAGAGGCAGGCCCUAAGUCAGAGGUGAAGAAAGCAAGACAGGAGUCCUCCCAGACAGCAGGGGGCAGCAGCAGCAGGCAUGCAGGACUCCACCUCAGACAGCAUGCUGGAGAUGGCCAAACAGGAACAGAACUCCAAGCAUCUGGACGAACACAGAGAAACAGACGAAAUGUCUGAGAAGACGUCGCCAAACAAGAACCUCAAAUCCCCCCAGAAAGGCUCCAAGCGACUGAAAACAGUCCCCUUCAAAAUGAGCCUGCUGGACACUACUGACUUUGAAGGAGAAAUCGAGAAACACUCAAGAGGACAGACCCUGAUGGACAUGGUGUGUGAGCACCUCAACCUUCUGGAGAAGGACUACUUCGGCCUGACCUUUGCUGACACAGACACGCAGAAGAACUGGUUGGACCCCUCCAAGGAGAUCAAGAAGCAGAUGCGCAACUCUCCGUGGAACUUUGCCUUCUCAGUCAAGUUCUACCCUCCAGACCCCUCCCAGCUCACUGAGGAUAUCACCAGAUACUACCUAUGUCUGCAGCUGAGGGAUGACAUGCUGUCAGGUCGACUGCCAUGCUCGUUCGUCACUCACGCCCUUCUGGGCUCCUACUCCGUUCAAGCCGAGCUGGGAGACUAUGACCAGGAGGACCACGGCUCUGACUAUGUCAGCGAUUUCCGCUUUGCCCCCAAUCAGACUCGCGAGCUGGAGGAGAGGGUGAUGGAGCUCCAUCGAAACUACAAGGGGAUGACUCCAGCAGAGGCUGAAAUUAACUUCUUGGAGAAUGCGAAGAAACUGUCCAUGUACGGUGUGGACCUCCACCAUGCUAAGGAUUCUGAAGGGAUUGACAUAAUGCUGGGGGUCUGUGCCAACGGUCUGCUGAUUUACAGAGAUAGGCUGAGAAUCAACCGCUUUGCCUGGCCAAAGAUCCUGAAGAUCUCUUAUAAGAGGAGCAACUUCUACAUCAAGAUACGACCUGGAGAGUACGAGCAGUUUGAAAGUACAAUCGGUUUUAAGCUUCCCCACCACAGAGCUGCCAAGAGGCUGUGGAAGGUCUGCAUUGAGCAUCACACUUUCUUCCGGCUGGUAUCUCCAGAGCCUCCACCUAAGGGCUUCUUGGUGAUGGGUUCAAAGUUCCGAUACAGCGGACGGACACAGGCUCAAAGCAGACAGGCCAGCGCGCUCAUCGACCGGCCUGCUCCACACUUUGAACGCUCCACCAGCAAGAGGUACCUGCUGUCCAGGAGCUUGGAUGGAGAGUUCUCGCGGCCAGUCUCAGCCAUGUGUGAGAACCACGAUGGCCUGUCCCACCGCAGCGCCGGCGAGCAGCGUCGCCUCCACAGCCCCUCCAUGGACGAGCAGGAGACCGAGCUGGAGCCCAGCAUGGAGCAGGACGAGGACGACAAGGACCCAGACCAGGGCACGGAGUCGGAGCAGGAAAAAGACUUUGAUGGCAACGUCAGUCCAAGCCGAAAGAAAGAGAUCAUGGAGGAAGCUGGGUCACCAGCUGACAGUAAACAGGAGUUCCUGGACAAGUCUCAGGACGUCUUGCUGAAGCACCAGGCCAGCAUCAAUGAGCUGAAGAGAGCCCUGAGGGAACCCAACAGCAAGCUGAUGACCCGUGAGCAGCGUCUGUCUGGAAGCUCCCCGACCAGCACACCAGAGAAGAAGGCUUUGGUGGGUCGAUCAGUUGGGCAGGACCCUGUCAACAGCCUGUCUGUUGAGGGUUUCGUCCAGAAGACUGUGGUGACUUCACCUGAGGGCUCUGAGGAGUGGGUAUUGAUUGAAAAACAAGAAACUUAUCAACCAGACCCUGACUGGAACGCAGAAGAAAAGAACAAAUCUCUCACAUUGGAUUCCUCGUGGGAGAAAAAGGAGCUGGAAAAAGAGAUAGAUGUUGCCAAGAUGAUACAUAAAGAGGUGACAGGGUAUGACAGAAAAGGAAUGAAAAGCCAUAUCGAUGAAACAAAGUUGUCGAGUGAGGCAGAUGUAUGCUCCGAAUCUUGGACGACCAACAAAGGUCGUUUCGUGAUUCAAUUAUCCGAGAAUGCAGACUCGUUUCAAGACAAAUCUCAAAGUAAACCAUCUCACGCCUCGGACCCUGAGGCAAACAGCGAUGUGGCCCCGGGCUCGUGCCAGAUAAAGGAACGCACAGCUUCUAAACAAAGGAAAAAGAGGAGACCCCAGAGCUUAAACCUGGGAAUGCCUGUGGAGCUCAUCUACGGGAAAGGAGGCAGUGAUUCUAGUGAAGAAGAAAAUGAAGGCUCCAACUCGGACAUUAGUCCCGACAAAAUGUUUCAAACAGGAAAUCAUUGUGAAUCAUCCCCGGUGAUGGUGAAGAAAGAUGAUCAGGGAUCAGGAAAGAAUCAGUCAGUCAGGGUCUUUAAAGACACCAAACUGGAGGAAAUCUUGAUAGAAGAAAGCAUAGAGGUCCCUACUGAAGACGAAGAGCAGGUAAAGAGAAAAAAAGUGAGUCAGGUUGGAGCAACGGAUAUUGAUGCAGGGUCAGUGAACGGACCCGGAAAGAUAGAACAUGAUAGUUCAUUAGCAGGUGUUAAAGGAGAAUGUGUGAUGAAGGUGCGAGGGAAGGGCCUUAUUGACAAUAAAGAGCUAGCAGAGGUAAAGCUGCGACAGGUCAGGACACACGAGAGGAAGAUCAGUAGUUCUGGGGCAGAGGAUAUUGAAGGGUUCCUUGGAGAGAAAGGUCAGAGGACAUCUCUCCACCGACUGUCAGGCAGCAGCUACCAGUCGGAAAUCACCAGGAUUGUUCCUCUUAAGCCAGAGCGGUCAAAGAGCAUAGCAUGUAAGGAUGAAAGGGACAGGACAGGACAGGAUGAACUAACCCGGGUCACCAGAAGAGAAUACCGCUGGUCGGUCGGCUCUCCGGAGGGAUCCACAGACCUCAACUGGACUGAUGUCUCCACCCACCAUUCAGCAUUUGCAGCAGAGCUGGAGGGUACUACUAAAACAGAUCAACAUGACGAUAGCUAUCAGUUCGGUAGAGGGCCUACCGAGAGUCAGUCGUUCGGCUCUAAGAUUUCAGCGCUUCCCAAAAUGGCUCCCCCAGCCCCGCCAGUGAAAACACAGAAGGCCAGGGAGUCCGGACUGAUACUGCGGAACAGUCGGAAUGCUGGCAGGGAGCCGGGCCUGGAUGCAGCCAAGAAGAGACACUCGGAGCCUGUCUCCACUCCUGCCAUUUAUGAAGAGCCGUUUGCUGAUUUCAAGAGGGAAUUAGGGGACAGGAGGCCCCAGCCGGGCAUAGUCCCAGAUGAAGAGCUGGAGCGUGACACUGUGGCCUGCAUGAGGGAAAGCCACCUGGGCAUCGAGCGGAAGUGCUCUAGCAUGACGGUCAGCUCCACCUCCAGCCUUGAGGCUGAGGUUGACUUCACCAUCAUCACAGAUCUCCACUCUGGCGUGGAGGACUUCUCUAAAGGCAUUUCGGAGCUGGGGGAGAGGGAGCGACAACCCGAGGUGGGCCGGGAGGACUUUGAGGAGACCUCCAGGUUCUACUCUGCCCGUCUGAUGGGCUCCCGUGACAAGUCUCCCAUAGAGGAGAAGCUUCCUGAGGCGGCAACACAUCAUGAGCCUCCUGUGGCGAAGAAAGACGCCAGUGCUGUGAAUGCAGCCCAUAUUCUGAAGAGGACCGACUCCAAGUCUGAGACACAAACUAAUGGAUCAGAGGUCCAUCCCAACACCGUCAAUGUCUCCUCACAGAACUUUGGAGCCGUCAGCCCACUGGAGGCUCCUGCUGCCCUUAAAGAAAAUGGCUCCCCUGUCAAAGCCAGCACCCAGGGGAGGGAGACCGUCGUGUCCCCGGUGACCAUCACCGCUGAGAACGUCACCUCGGCAACCACAACUCAAGUUACCAAGACUGUGAAAGGAGGCUACUCAGAGACCAGAAUCGAGAAAAGGAUUAUCAUCACAGGAGACGAUGACGUGGACCAACAUCAGGCCCUCGCCAUGGCGAUCCAGGAGGCCAAGCAGCAGCACCCCGACAUGCUGGUGACGAAAGCAGUGGUCAUCAGGGAAACCGAGUCGCCCACCGAGGAUAUGCAGCAGAGGGCAGAGUCCUGAUCGGUAAAGAUGGCCCCUGAGACGGGGAGACACAAGAGGGAUCCUCCAGCUGUGUGUGUCUCCUGCCCCACCUUGCAGUACGCCACCAAGAGGACUAUCUACUAAGAACAGACUGCGUUCCAUGAGGCAGUCAGCUUCACUCCUGUCCCUUUAGACAAACCAACUGUGACCUGGCCUCCUGGCCCCCCGUCCCCUCCCUCCACCUCCCUACAGCACAGGAAACGUCUUCUACUGGAUAGUUUACGACUCGGAGUGAUGGAGGACUGAAAGAGAAACACCAUUCACAGCUGUAACCAUUUGAUUUCACCUCUAUUUAGAGUCAUUUUAUGAAACUUUACUUGCAUAUUAUUUAAUCUAACACGUUUUUUGACUCAUGUGAACCCUCAGGAUCAUUUUUAAUAAUUUGACUUUUUACCCCCAAACUCCAUGGCCCCUUUUUCCUUCCCUUAAAAAAAAGGUCUUUCUAUUUUAAAGUCAAAUUUCUUCUCUGUGCUACUGUCGCAUAUGAAAUGUAUAUACGAGCAGAGAAUGAUUGGGUGAAAGUAUAGGGGGCAG